GUUUAUCUUAUGAGAUGGUUGUACAAGAAGGAUCAGAUACUUCAAAACUGGAGAUGUUUUUCUCAGGGUAUCCCUGUAUAGUCGGAUUAUCAUUAUUUCCUAAUUUAACAAGUCUCACAAUCAUUGCUCAAGAUAUAAAAGAAAUUUCAGGAUUAGAGACUUGUUUACAACUCAAAGAACUUUGGAUUGCUGAGUGCUACUUAGAGAAAAUUGGAGGUCUUCGAGAAUGUAAAAAAUUAGAAAAACUAUAUUUAUAUUAUAAUAAAAUUUCUAAAAUAGAAGGUUUAGAGAAAUUAUUGAAACUGGAGGUUCUUUGGCUGAACCACAAUACAAUUAAAAAUAUUGAGGGAUUGCAAACUUUGAAGAACUUAAAUGAUCUCAACCUUGCUGGAAAUCUAAUAAGCAGCAUUGGUCGAUGUCUUGAUCCCAAUGAACAACUGGAAAAAUUAAACCUUUCUGGUAACCAAAUAUGUUCUUUCAAGGACCUUACCAACUUAACCAGGCUUCGUCACUUAAAGGAUUUAUGUCUGAAUGAUCCUCAAUAUAAAACCAACCCAGUGUGUCUGCUGUGUAAUUAUUCCAUACAUGUACUGUACCACUUGCCUUGCCUUCAAAGACUUGACACAUAUGAUGUGUCAGCAAAGCCAAUCAAGAAUCUGGCAGAUACCACAGCAAUGAAAAAGAUAAUGUAUUACAAUAUGCGUAUAAAAACUGUUCAGAGGCAUCUUAAUGAAGACCUUGAAAAGCUAACUGAACGAAAAUGUAAAUUACAGAAGUUGCCAGAAGAACGAAUAAAACUACUCAGCUUUGUGAAAAAAAACUUGGAACGAGAAUUGGCUGAACUCAAGGGAUUUGGCAAAGGGCAAAUUGAAAGAUCGAAUAACAAUAAAGUAACCGAGCUUGAAAUAUUAAAGAACUCUGAAACUGUCUUAGAAGAGCCAAGCUUUCAGCAGAAGAUACUGACCAAACUAAAUGCCUUGAAUGAAAGAGUAACAUUCUGGAACAAAAAACUAGAUGAAAUUGAAACAAAUUAUUGUAUUGAAACAAAGCGAAAGAAGAAAACUAGUGGGUUAUUGAUCCCGUUUUUGUCAAUGGAGUUGGAGACUGUAGGAAAUAUUCACUUUGAAGAAGGCACUCGAUCUGAUGACUGGUUCAAUUCCUGUUAUGAAUUAAUUCUAGCACGUUUUUGUUCAUGGGACUUCAGAUCAUAUGGUAUUACAGGAGUGAAAGUAAAACGUGUCAUCAAAGUUAACAACCGUAUUCUGAGACUAAAAUUUGAAGAGAAAUUCCAAACAUUUUUGGACAAUGAAGAUAUGCAUGAUUCAGAGACCUACCGAAAGAUGCUGGAAUGCCUUUUUUAUGUUUUUGAUCCUGAAGUUGCAGUAAAGAAAAAACAUCUGCUACAAAUACUUGAAAAAGGAUUCAAAGACAAUGAAACAACCAAACUGUCUCUCAGAAAGGAAGCUGUCCCUCUUGCUAACAGCCUAAGUAUGUGCGAGUGUCCCAGAAUUGAACUUCUACAACAAAAGCACAAGGAUGAGAAGAAAAACUCUUUAGACCAUGAGCUCUUUAGAUAUGGCAUCCUCCUCAUUACAAAGGUUUUCCUUGGCCAGAGUGUUCAGGCUCGUGAACAUGACACCAUCAAUCAAGCCAACUACCCAAUGGCUAAUUCAGUGUUCAUCCCUCGAAAAUGUGCACUAAGUUCUAUGGUGGGACAAAGAAACUGUGAUUGCAGCUUUCGGCAGUCUAAGUGGUUUGUCUUUGAUCAUGACCUUGUUUUGCCAGAAUACAUCGUUGAAUUUGAGUUCGUUACAGUGAAUCUGAAUCUACAUGGUAACAGCUUGAGUAGACUGAGAGAUCUCUCCAAGUUAACAGGACUUCGAAGACUUAGUAUCAGCUUUAAUGAAUUUACUUGUUUAGAUGAUGUAUACCACUUGUACAACCUUGAGUAUUUGGAUGCAAGCCAUAACCAUGUGAUAACCCUUGAGGGAUUUAGAGGUCUGAUGAAACUGAAGCAAUUAGACUUGAGCUGGAAUCAACUGAAAAAAUCUGGCGAUGAAAUAAAUAUAUUAUGUAAACACACCACAAGCCUUCUUACUCUUGAUAUUCGACAUAAUCCAUGGCAAAAGCCAGCCACACUAAGGCUGAGUGUUCUUGGAAGACUGAAGACCCUGACUCACUUAGAUGGGGUUGUAGUUUCAGAGGAAGAAGCUACAGCAGCUAUGAAAUUCAUUAGUGGCUCAAAGAUUACUCAGUUAUCUCUCUUACGGCAUGCUAGCAGUAAAGAAGAAAGACCACGGAUUCUUAGUAUAUGGCCUUCUGCCAAAAUUCUGACACAGAUUUCGAAGUUAGGACCACAUGCACAUCUGAAUGCAAACUGGCACUUGAAGAUAACUGCCUUAAAUUUAGAUGGGCAACAUCUCUUUGAGAUCACAAAUUUAGAAAAAUUGGAAAAUUUGAAAUGGGCAUCAUUCAACAACAACAACCUCACUAAAAUGGAAGGCCUGGAAUCCUGUGUUAACUUAGAAGAGCUCACAUUAGAUGGGAACUGCAUCUCAAAGAUAGAAGGCAUUUCCAAGCUGACUAAAUUAACCCGCCUCAGCAUGAACAAUAAUCUUCUCACUGGUUUGGAAAAGCAUACCUUUGAUAACUUGCUUCAUCUUCACUCCCUUUCUCUUGAGAACAACAGAAUCACUUCCCUGAGUGGCUUACAAAAAGCUUUUACUCUAAUUGAGCUAUACAUAAGCAAUAACUAUGUUGCUCUCAAUCAGGAGAUCUACAACUUAAAGAAUUUAUGCAACUUAGUCAUUCUAAAUGUGUAUGGAAACAUUAUUGUAUGGAAUCAAGAAAAUUACCGGUUGUUUGUAAUAUUUCAUCUUCCAGAACUGAAAGCUUUGGAUGGAAUCUCAAUUGACCCACCAGAGACUGAGUGUGCAAAAGAUUUGUUUGGUGGCAGACUAACUUCUGACAUGAUUGCAGAACGACAAGGACAUUCAAACUUCACCCAAAUGCAAGAAUUAAAUUGGACUGCAUCAUCCAUCAGAACUGUGGAUUUGAUUCCAAUUGACCAAUUUAGAAAUGUGUGUAAUGUGAACCUACAGAACAAUAAUCUUACCUCAUUCAGUGGAUUAAUCUAUCUGCCUAAUGUGAAGGUCUUAUGCCUCAACUAUAAUCAUAUUGAAUCAAUCAUACCCAGACUAAAGCCUCAGAAUCACUUGUCCAACAGACAAGUACUCUACCAAAAAGUGUCUUCAAGUGGGUAUGGGCAGCAAGGAACAUCAAAAAUAAACAGGGAUAUAAUAAGCAAUGAAAAUUUGCCUCCAAUAAUGCUCAAUUUAGAAGUUCUUCAUUUGGGCUACAAUGGAAUUUGUAAUUUAAAUCAGCUGCAACUAAACAGACUAAGAAAUUUAAAAUUCCUCUUUCUACAGGGGAAUGAAAUCACUCAAGUUGAAGGGCUUGACAACUUACUAGUACUUCAGGAAUUGGUAGUGGACCAUAACCGCAUCAGAGCAUUUAAUGAUAGUGCCUUUGCCAGACCAAGUUCCCUCCUGGCACUUCACCUGGAAGAAAACAGACUACGAGAGCUGAACAACUUACAAUCUUUGCUAAAACUAGAAAAACUUUUCCUAGGAUAUAAUAAAAUCCAGGACAUAGCAGAACUGGAAAAGCUCGAUGGUCUCUCUUCUCUCAGAGAGCUUACAAUUUAUGGCAAUCCAAUUUCUAGAAAAAUAGUACAUCGCCAUGUGCUUAUAUUUCGACUACCUAACUUACAGAUGUUAGAUGGAAUUCCUGUGAAUUCAGAGGAUAGGGCGAAAGCUGAAUUUCACUUCUCUGAACUACAAGCAAAGAAAAAUUCGUUUAUUCCUGUUGCCAACGCUCCUAUGGAUGGUGGACCAUUUGGCCAAGUGAAAGCUUCUCCCAUAAAGAUAACAAAUAUAAUUCUGCCUGGUGGAUUUAGCCAUUACUUGGGAUCUGACUUCACUUUAACUCCUGAAGUUGAAGACAAAAAAAACAAGAGUGCAGGAAUUCUGACAAAUAAUCCUCGGAGCAUCCAUGCAGAAAUAGCUUUUCGGCAACUCAGAGGAAUAAAUCUCUCUCCAUCUCUUUUAUCACAUCAGAAUACGACAUCUCCAACUGCACAAAUGUACCAAAGCAACCAAGAUGAGGGAAGAAUUCCUGGCAGACACUUCACAAGAACAAAUAGAAUGGCACUACCUAAAGAGAAAUGAACAUACACCAAGAAAUCUCUUUCUGUUUAGUAGUUGUGC
Molecule: messenger RNA, 4268 nt
Organism: Pipistrellus kuhlii (Kuhl's pipistrelle)
Lineage: Eukaryota; Metazoa; Chordata; Mammalia; Chiroptera; Vespertilionidae
Gene: LRRC9
Product: leucine rich repeat containing 9
Exons: 30
Coding region: 15-4229 (1404 amino acids)
Molecular function (GO): protein binding
Source: RefSeq, a predicted model, not a curated record